GCUUUUCUUUCUUUCCGCUCCCUGAACCGGAGACAGGCCACCACAAGGUGUAAUAGCAUUCAACAUGGGCGGAAUGAAGUACGUUCUCGUGUCAGGAGGCGUCAUCAGCGGCGUGGGAAAGGGCAUUAUUGGUAUGAUACUGCUCCCCUUGUCGCGCUGUGCUGCAACGAGACUUACGCGAUGAAGCCUCUUCCGCGGCUCUGCUGCUUCAGACUAUGGGUCUGAAGGUCUCCAGCAUCAAAAUCGACCCAUACAUCAACGUCGAUGCGGGGCUGAUGAACCCACGCGAGCACGGCGAAGUCUACGUCCUGGACGACGGCGGCGAGGUCGACCUUGAUCUGGGCAACUACGAGCGAUACCUGAACAUCACCCUCACGCGCCAGAACAAUAUUACGCUGGGAAAGAUCUACAAGAACGUGAUUGACAAAGAGCGGAACGGCGAGUAUUUGGGAAAGACCGUGCAGGUUGUGCCACACGUCACCGGAGAAAUCGAGCAAUGGAUCGCCCGAGUCGCCAAAGUGCCCGUAGAUGGCAGUGGUGAGGAGCCAGACGUGUGCAUCAUCGAGCUGGGAGGCACUGUUGGAGACAUCGAGAGCAUGGCAUUCGUGGAAGCACUUUGCGAGCUGCGUCGAAAGGCAGGCCGCGACAACUUCAUGCAAAUUCACGUCUCCUAUGUCCCCGUCAUCCACGGCGAGCAGAAGACGAAGCCAACACAGAUGGCCAUCAAAGCUGUGCGAUCAGCUGGUCUGAUCCCAGACCUCAUCGCGUGUCGCUGCGAGAAACCAUUGGAUCCCAACGCCAUCGACAAGAUUGCUCGUUUCUGCCAGGUGGAGAACCAGAACGUUUUGGCUGUCCGAGACAUGCCUUCGACAUAUCAGGUGCCGAUCCUGCUUCACGAGCAGAAUCUCGUCCAGAUGAUGACCUCCACCCUGCGCUUAGAUGCACUCACCUUGUCACCAGCAUCGCUCGAAAAGGGCGAGCAGAUCUGGAACACCUGGCGUGCCCUCACCUUGGGUCUGGAACACGUGCACGAAGAGGUCGAGAUUGUCCUGGUCGGCAAAUAUCUUGAGCAGCCAGAUGCCUACUGUUCUGUCAUCAAGUCUCUCGAGCAUGCUGCUAUGUACUGCCGCAAGAAGCUGCGGGUCAAGAAUGUUGAUGCUGAGCAUCUGGAAAAGCAGACAAAUCGCAGCGACCCCGCCGCUUUCCACAAGGCCUGGCACGAUGUGUGCACCGCUUCUGGCAUCCUCAUCCCUGGCGGCUUUGGUAGCAGAGGCACCGAAGGCAUGAUCGCUGCCGCGAACUGGGCGCGAGAGAACAAGGUUCCUUACUUUGGCGUGUGUCUGGGUAUGCAAAUUGCGGUCAUUGAGUUUGCGCGGUCAGUAUGCGGUGUGACACUGCCGCAGGCUACCUCGUACGAGUUCGAUGGCACGGACUCCGACCGAGUCAUUAUCGACAUGCCUGAACACAAUCCAGGCCAGAUGGGCGCUACCAUGCGACUGGGGAUCAAACCAACUUAUUGGCAGCCAAACACAGAGUGGAGCAAGCUCCGCGCCCUCUACGGGCUGAAGAACGACAGUGUCAUGGAACGACACCGACAUCGCUACGAAGUCAACCCAGAGUACAUCGAGCGCCUCGAACAGCACGGGUUGACUUUCAUCGGAAAGGAUGAGACCGGUGUGCGAAUGGAAGUCAUCGAGCUGAAGGAUCAUCCUUACUUCGUGGGCGUGCAGUUCCAUCCUGAAUAUCUCAGUCGUGUAUUGAGCCCAUCUAAGCCCUACUUAGGGUUCAUCGCCGCGAGUGCCCGAAUGCUCGACCAAAUCACACGCAAGGGCAGCUCUUCCGGACGAAUCUCACCAAUCUUGGGCAUGCUUGAGGAGUCCAACAUCAGCAAUGGUCAUGUCAACGGUAACACUCGAUGAGGACCGUCUGGCACUCCACGCGAUCCGUGGGCCAUGCGCGUACCUCAAUUGUACCGACCGCCUACUUGAUUUUGGAGCGACGCUCUUGACUUAACGAAGCUUUGGCGUUCAGGGUUUGGCGUGGAUGACGAUGAAAAAGAAGCUAGAUUACGGCGUAAGGGACCUGGCUGCAGGAUGCAGCGCACAUGGCUGGCACGCCAAAGAUACCAGGUAUUCAAACUUAGAGUUCACAGCCUUGACCGAUUUUCCUCUCACCGACUCCCUCCUUGCUCGAUCUAGCGUUGCCACAGGACCACCAAUCUGGUCAGCCGGGCUUGCUGAGACUUCGCCUAGUGGUGCUCCAACACACAACCGGGGAGUGUUUCCAUGGCCACCUUGGCAACAACCACGAGCCCGCAGCAAUGCCACAGUCUGACUUUAAGUGUUUGAACCAACGCCAAGAAAUGUCCUCACUCAGACUAGGCUGGCCUGACGCGAACUGGCUCUGGUGCUUGAGGGACGACCAUGAUCCUGCCCGAAGGUGUCGAAGGGCGUCACAAUAACACACAUCCUCAUUUUGCUGGGCGUCAAUGUGGACCGACACGGCGCGACAGAAGUCACAAGUAGUGAAUGCAGGCGAUGCCGUCACAAAGGCGGGCGUCCUGGGGAACUCUAUCGUCCCCGGUCAGAGACAUCCCACCCGCCGGACCGACUCUCCGCGAAUAGGCGCAUUCUUGAUGCGACUCGGAUUCUCUAUGCCGGUUGUUGCAAAACCGGAUCUCACCAUCCGUACCGUUAAUAGUCGUAGCACGAGAGCCUGAGCCAUCCCGCAAG
This is a messenger RNA of Cercospora beticola, 2732 nucleotides long. The record is from RefSeq and is a predicted model, not a curated record. Lineage: Eukaryota; Fungi; Ascomycota; Dothideomycetes; Mycosphaerellales; Mycosphaerellaceae.